Porites evermanni is the source of this 404-nucleotide messenger RNA. The record is from the annotation of a GenBank genome assembly. NCBI's taxonomy places the organism in Eukaryota, Metazoa, Cnidaria, Anthozoa, Scleractinia, Poritidae.
AUGGUACCCACAUCAGGAUCAUAUGUCCCAACAAAGAAAAUGCUAUGGCAUUUGCUAACAGAAAGCAGUUUUACUCCAUCAACGUCCAAGCCGUUUGUGAUAGCGAGGCCUUUAUUACUAACAAUGUAGCUCGCUGGCCUGGAUCGACGCACGACUCAUGCAUUUUUUAGAACAGCAAGAUAGCAGACAAAUUAAGGGAUGGUGCUAUUGAUGGCAUUCUUGUGGGUGACAGUGGAUACGCUUGUAGAGCAUAUUUAAUGACACCAGUCCUCAAGCCAAAGAAUUCAGGAAAAGGGCGCUAUAAUACUGCACAUAGGCGUACUAGGUGUGUUAUUGAGAGAUGCUAUGGACUGCUAAUCGUCGUUUUUUGUGUCUUCACUUGGGACUGUGCACCGCCUCGAUGA